Messenger RNA from Saccoglossus kowalevskii, 405 nucleotides. RefSeq names its product protein O-mannosyl-transferase 1-like. The record is from RefSeq and is a predicted model, not a curated record. Gene Ontology annotation, biological process: protein O-linked glycosylation via mannose. Gene Ontology annotation, cellular component: endoplasmic reticulum; membrane. Gene Ontology annotation, molecular function: dolichyl-phosphate-mannose-protein mannosyltransferase activity. NCBI's taxonomy places the organism in Eukaryota, Metazoa, Hemichordata, Enteropneusta, Harrimaniidae.
AUGAUAUCUUUCAUUGAUUUCUUCUUUAUUUACAGAUUUGAUGAGGUUCAUUUUGGUCAGUUUACUGCCCUCUAUCUCAAACGUACAUUUUUUUUUGACGUUCAUCCGCCACUUGGUAAGCUACUCUUUACUGCCGUUGGUUACUUUGCUGGUUUUGAUGAAAACUUUGUAUUUGCAAAGAUUGGUGCUGAAUAUCCGGUUAAUGUACCAGUGUGGCAUCUAAGAGCAUUAUCCGCUCUUUUUGGCACUUUUUUGUGUCCUGUUGUUUAUCAGAUUAUUGCUGAGUUAGGAUUUUCUCAUUGGUCUGCUAUGCUUGCUGGAUUCUUGGUGCUAUUUGGUUCUGUUGAAGAAACAGUCAUUUUAAAGGGCAGUGGUAGUCCUGCAGCAUGUGUUCAGAUAAAAUAA